UCCAACGAAUGCUCACUUCAAUCAGCAGAGCAGAUCUGGAAUACUUACAACGAUGUCGCCCAAGUUUCUCAUCUAUUUGACAGUCGUGGCCGUUUUGAUGGUACUCAGCGCACCCGCAACAGAGGGCACGCUGUUCCUGACAAUGUGCCUAUUGCGAUCCCCUCUGUGCCCAUUCUUUACCACGACUCCACUGUGCCAGACGGGUAAAGUCUGGAACCCAGUUUACAAUAUUUGUGCUUGAGCCUUAAGCGGUCUGUAUAUUUGGAAAUCGCAUACUUUUGUGAUACUCGCAGAACAUUACGCCUACAAAUACCGUUAGCCAAUUGUAUUCGAAUUGAAGUCGUGAAUAAAUAUGUAACAUUCCAUUGCAUCAUCUGA
Drosophila hydei is the source of this 378-nucleotide messenger RNA. RefSeq lists its product as uncharacterized. Bases 53 to 241 code for a protein of 62 amino acids. NCBI's taxonomy places the organism in Eukaryota, Metazoa, Arthropoda, Insecta, Diptera, Drosophilidae. The transcript has a single exon. The record is from RefSeq and is a predicted model, not a curated record.